Molecule: messenger RNA, 1390 nt
Organism: Saitoella complicata NRRL Y-17804
Lineage: Eukaryota; Fungi; Ascomycota; Saitoellomycetes; Saitoellales; Saitoellaceae
Exons: 3
Coding region: 141-1262 (373 amino acids)
Biological process (GO): endoplasmic reticulum tubular network organization
Cellular component (GO): endoplasmic reticulum tubular network
Source: RefSeq, a predicted model, not a curated record
UUAAAGAUUUGCAAAUUGCAAUUGAACCGCAGUUGUCCUCUCCUCAUUGAAUCGGAAGCUUAAUUAUACCGGUCCUCUUCAUCUCAUCUUUUUAUCACCAGCAUUCACUGCGACAACUGGUCUGAAUUCUGAUCAACAACAUGCCCUCUUUGUGGCCCUGGAAGAAGGAGGACGACUACGAGAAAAUCCUCUCCGAACUUGCCACAAAAAUCCAGAAACACGAUACCGCUCUCUCCCUUUACCACUCCCGUCUCCGUCGCUACCGCGCCCUAUGGUCAUUCUACAGUAUCGUCGCAUACGUUAUCUACGUCGUUCUAUUCGUCUUAGUUGUCGGUAAACGGCCGGAUGCGAGGGAAGAGUGGGGUGCAUGGGCUAAGAAGGCAUCGGUGAUAUUGGUGGGGCCGGGGGUUGUGUAUGGUGUUAGGAAUGUAUUGGGGGUGUACUAUUCGAGGCGGAUAUCGAGUGAAGAAACACAAUUACUGUCACUUCGAUCCCAGCAAUCAUCCAAAAUCGAAGAACUCAAGACGAAGACGAAUUUCUACAGUACGCAAUCCCUCGUCCAACGAUACGAAAACGCGGCGGCCGCAGCGAAUGGUACCUCACCAAAGAACUUUAUCCCAAAGAAGGGCGCGAAAGGGACCGCCGCCACUCCACUCAAGGAAGCCACCAAGUCAACGGGGAGAGCGAGCCCAGCGAGUGGGGGUCCCGUACCGAGACGAAUGGCAACAAAAGAAGGCAAGAUACCAACAUCCAGCCCACGAACACCAAGUACCCGAGCCGCCUCAUUACCAACACCGACACAACUCUCCCCCCACCCCCUUUCCUUCGGCUCCUCCUUCGGGCAAUCCACGUCCCACCCACCUGCCGUCCUCACCCCCUCCGCCUCCCAACAACCCCCCUUCGAAAUACCCUGGUACGCCCACCUGAUGACCCUCCUCAUCGGCCCCGACGACCCAGCAGAGCCAUCAUCACGCUACGCCCUCAUCUGCCGUUUCUGUGCCGCGCAUAAUGGGUUGGCGAUGCCGGGGGAGGAUGUUAGGGGUUUGAGAUGGGGGUGUAGGAUGUGUGGGGGGUUGAAUGGGCCGGCACCACCGGCGCCUGUGACGGUGGUGGUUGUACCGGGGGUGGGUGAAGGGAAGGGAGGGCAAGGGGAGGGUGAGAAGGAGGAGAAGGGGCAUGUGAGGGGGAUGAGUGAGGGGAGUGAGUAUGUGCCGAGUGAGGGGGAGACGACGGGGAGUCGGGGUGCGAGUCCGAAGAUGUGAGUGAAUGUGGAGUUGGAGUGUAGGGAUGGUCUGGAAUGGAAAUGACAGAUGGCCCUGGAUGGCUCACAUAACAUUGAUGAAAGGCAUAAUAGGUACAUGGUUCGAUGACGUUACCACGGAAAGAUGAG